Molecule: messenger RNA, 4224 nt
Organism: Pungitius pungitius (ninespine stickleback)
Lineage: Eukaryota; Metazoa; Chordata; Actinopteri; Perciformes; Gasterosteidae
Gene: slc7a4
Product: solute carrier family 7 member 4
Exons: 5
Coding region: 298-2313 (671 amino acids)
Biological process (GO): amino acid transport; transmembrane transport
Cellular component (GO): plasma membrane
Molecular function (GO): amino acid transmembrane transporter activity
Source: RefSeq, a predicted model, not a curated record
GGCGCAGUGGGGAAGCCCUCUGCGUGGAAGGUGACUGUACCUUUAAGAAGCCGUCCACGCAGCGCAUGAAGGGCUUUUUUUUGGGAGGAGAGGGGGGGGGGGGCUAUUAUUCCUCAGCGCACCUUCGGCUCCGUCAUCAGACGAUGCACCUUGGUCCUUUCCUCUCUGCGGCGGACACAAAUGACAGAGCCCGAACAACGACGGUCAGCUUGAUAAAAUAAGUGAUGGAUCCAGUGUGACUAUUUUUUUUUUAUAACAACAACAACUCGUCCUGCUCGCCUUUACAACUCGGUCGCUAUGGAAACUUGUGCCAGAGGCUGCGCCCCGGCGGUGCGCCUUUGUCAAAAACUGAACCGACUCAAAACACUGGAGGAUGACAUGAUGGCCACGUCGCUGAAGCGCUGCCUCUCCACCCUGGACCUGACCCUGCUGGGAGUCGGGGGCAUGGUGGGCUCCGGGCUCUACGUCCUGACCGGAACAGUGGCCAAAGACACGGUCGGGCCUGCCAUCAUCAUAUCAUUCAUUAUUGCAGGAUUUGCCUCUCUACUGGCAGCUUUUUGUUAUGCGGAGUUUGGAGCGCGCAUCCCCAAAACUGGAUCUGCCUACAUGUUCACUUACGUGUCUGUGGGAGAGGUCUGGGCCUUUCUCAUUGGUUGGAAUGUGAUUCUAGAGAACAUGAUUGGUGGCGCUGCCGUGGCCCGUGCCUGGAGUGGCUCUCUGGACUCCAUCUUUAACCACGCCAUCCAGAACUUCACAGAGACGCACGUCAUGCACUGGGACGUGCACUUCCUUGCCCAUUACCCCGACAUCCUUGCAGCAGGGAUUCUGGUAUUUGCCUCAUUCUUUAUUUCCUUUGGAGUUCAAGUGUCCUCCUACCUCAAUCACAUCUUCUCCACUAUUAGCAUGUGUGUCAUCAUUUUCAUUCUGGUGUUUGGCUUCAUUCUGGCCGAACCGGUCAAUUGGACCAUAGAUGAAGGAGGUUUCGCACCUUUCGGGCUAUCUGGAAUACUGGCGGGAUCGGCCACAUGCUUCUACGCAUUUGUGGGCUUUGAUGUAAUCGCGUCUUCGAGUGAGGAGGCGAAGAACCCUCAGAAAUCUGUUCCCAUUGCCACUGCCAUCUCCCUUGGAUUGGCAGCCGCAGCUUACAUCCUGGUCUCCACGGUGCUAACACUAAUGGUACCCUGGCAUACGCUGGACCCCAACUCGGCUCUGGCAGAUGCCUUCUUCCGCCGGGGUUACAGUUGGGCUGGAGUUAUUGUGGCAAUUGGGUCCAUCUGUGCCAUGAACACGGUGCUGCUCUGUAAUCUCUUCUCCCUCCCUCGCAUUGUCUACGCCAUGGCAGAGGAUGGCUUGUUUUUCUCCAUUUUCGCACGAGUCAACCCCAUCACCAAAGUCCCCGUCAAUGCCAUACUGGUGUUUGGAAUCCUCAUGGCCACCAUGGCUCUCGUCUUUGACCUGGAGGCACUGGUUCAGUUCCUGUCCAUCGGCACCCUCCUGGCGUACACCUUUGUGGCAGCGAGCGUUAUCGUGCUGCGCUUCCAGCCUAACAAAACCAGCUCCAAGGGAACCGCUUCCACAUCCCCCAACCCUUCGGCCGGUCCUUCUGAGGGCCCCUCCGAGUCGCAGACCAUAAACGAAGACAGCGGGGAGCUGAAGCAGUACGAGUCCUUCUCGGACAAACUCCAGCUGGUAGAGCGACAGGCCUCAACAGAGCACCGCGGGGCGGGACAGCUGAAGGCCUACUGGGAACCAUACCUGGGCAAGCUGCUGGGGCAGUGUGAGCCGGGCGAGGUGGUGGGUCACUGCGUGCUGACUAUCAUAGUGAGCUCGGUCUCCCUCUGUGUGGUUUUAGAAUUUGGUACCAAACAGCUCCAUCUGCCUGUCUGGAGCUUCGUAACGCUGCUGGUGAUUUUCAGCUUGGCUUAUGUUCUCAGCCUGACACUCAUAUGGUUGCACGAGCCACAAACCAGCAGCAAAACAUUCCAGGUACCAUUGGUUCCAUUGACUCCAGCUGCCAGUAUUCUCAUUAAUAUAUUCCUCAUGAUGAAGCUCAACUAUCUAACCUGGAUUCGUUUCACCGUAUGGAUUGCAAUAGGCCUCUUUGUGUAUUUCGGCUACGGAAUCUGGCACAGUAAGGAAGGAUUGCGGGAGCUGCAGCCCAAAGACAUGGCCGCCCGGUACGUGGUGCUACCCAGCGGCAGCCUGGUAGAGACCGUGCAGUCUGUCCAGCCUGAAGGACAACUGGACGCCUCGGCGCACCACAUCGGCCCCUCCACCGCCCCGACAUCUGAGGAGUUCGCAGGAAAUAGAUGAUGUGUGUCUCCCACUCAUGUGCUUCAGCAUUUCUACUGCUCUCCGCGUCUUACUCUUGUGUGUGUGUGUGUGUGUGUGUGUGUAUGUGUGUGUGUGUCUGGCCCGCCACAGUCUAUACUCGUUGCUUUCCAAACGUAAGCAGGAUGGGAUGCACGCUCUCUGUCCUGUUGUGAAGCCUAUUUGUAUAUCUUGUAAUACUUGAAUGUACAUUAUGGAGCUUUAUUACUGUCCUGUAAACUCUAAGCAUCAAAGUUGUGUUGUAUCCCUUUUUUUCUUGCAACAUUGCCAGUUUGUAGACAUUCACAUGGUUAUGUUAUAUAUAUGGUGCUUUCUUCGUGACAAGUGUGUAGUUAAAGGUGCAAAAUUGAUAUUCAGAGCAUUAACAAAGCAACAAGGUCAUAGUCCCCCCCCCCCCUCCUCUAUGAGGUAAACCCUGUUUGCUUGGUCAGUACUGCCAUGUUGAGAGCCUAGAGGAAGCAAUAGACAUGUUCUGAAAUUUGUAUAGAGGACCUUGAGGUACACACAGUGUCGUUGAUUUUUAUUUUUUACAAAUGCUAAACACAGACUGGGAACUGGACAAUAAUUUCCAGCAUAUUAAGCAAUCUUAUGUUGCAUGUUUCAGUUUUUCAGCCAAGCAGAGGUAUGCACAGUCUUUUGUGGGUUUACAUGUUUGCCUUUUUUUCACAACCUCAAGAGAAACUACAAACUCAAAUCAUUUGGAUUGUCUUUGUCCAUCUUCUCCUUUUGGUACUCAUAGACUGCCCAAAGAAAAUUGUUUCCUGAAUAUUAUUUACUCUCAUAUUUAAAAAAUAUGUAUUCCAUUUUUUUACAGAUCUCCUUAGCUUCUGAGUUGUUCUUGUCCUUUUUCAAUGUCUGUGUUCUAUGUUUUGCAUGUGCAUAUGUUCUCUAUUAGUAAUUUGUGUUCACCUUUUAGUGACUUCAGUGCUUUAGUUAAUCUUAUCCCAUGAUCCCAUGCCCUUGUCCAGCCCUUUAUCAAUAUUUUUAAAACCGCAGCCUCCUACCCUGUUUCUUUGUUGGUAUGAGAUUAGAAAAUGUAUAGAUUGAGUCUGUUAUUUAACGGGGUACUCCUGAGAUAACUAGAUUAUAUUAAAUAUAUAUAUAUAUAGAAAUCUAAGGCAAGCACAAACCUUCUGAAUGGCAAUCUUCACACACAGGAUUGAGACAGGCAGACUUUUGUGUUCCAUGUUUCUGAGGCCUCCGUAAUCCCAGAAGAUUUGGAUCAAUCCCUGUCACCAGUCUGCAGUUUGACCUAGAUUAGAUACGAGCACACAUGUGAGAGCACUCAUCUUCUACAGAUAACAACCCACACUUGUAAACGAUGUCAACGAGUGAAGGAUGUUUCAUUACAUAAAACGUAAAUGUACUUAAUGUCUAUGAUUUUUGUUAUCAUUUAUUUCAAUUUGUGUUAGCAUUUGUUGCAUAAGAAACCGAUGGCCUUAAACGUGUUGUAACGAAUGCAGACUAAUUCCCAAAGUUAUUUAUCAGUCUGUUCGAUUAAAAAAAAAAAAACUCCUACACAGAACUUUCAUCAUUUCUUAUUACUAAAAUGACAUACAAACAUGGACGUGAAGUUGAAGUAGGAGGCAUUUUGGCAAUCGUAGAUUUUUGUACAACUUUGCACAAUGAGAACUAUUGUCUGGUCAUUUUGUGUUCCACAGUUAUGCUUCGGAUGUCGGAGGUCAGUAACAUUGAUACUGUGUUGCUUUAUAAGCUAAACAUCCUGUCACCUCUUUCUCACAAUUACAAAUUACACAAUUAUUUUCUCACUUCUGAAUUGUAUUGUACUCUUUACUUGCACACGAGUUCUUAAAUAUUUCUGUUUAUAGUAUAGGUCUGUAUAAAAUGCUAAAGACUGUGUUAUAAAUGAAAAAUAAAUGUUUUGAAACAGCA